AUGGGUAUCCCAUUCGAGGCUUUUUUGCCGUAUGCGAUCAUGACUGGCUUCUUCGCAUUCAGCGCCAUAUCCGUCGGGAAGCUCAGGGAAAUGCAGAAUGGUGGAAAGAGGGCGAGACGAGGAAUCGACCAAUGGGAUAGGGUGAUGAUGGAACGCGACCGACGAUUGACGGGCUUUGCGCGAGGACAGACAGACAAGCCGAUAGCCCCCGCCGGAUUUGAGCUAAACAACCCAUGGAGGGUAUGGAUUGCGAUUCACCCGGAGACGACAGGACUGACAUCAGACAGUGCGAGCAGCGAUUCCUAUAAGCCGGGUGCGAGCGACAGAAGAACACUAGAUUCCAUAACAAAUGAUACACAUCCAAAUCGAGAAUGCCAAACUUCUCUUGUUCAGUCUGGAAAGCUACUUGAUCUCUGA
This is a messenger RNA of Cucurbitaria berberidis CBS 394.84, 417 nucleotides long. RefSeq lists its product as uncharacterized. NCBI's taxonomy places the organism in Eukaryota, Fungi, Ascomycota, Dothideomycetes, Pleosporales, Cucurbitariaceae. The coding region runs from base 1 to 417 and encodes 138 amino acids. The record is from RefSeq and is a predicted model, not a curated record. The transcript is spliced from 3 exons.